AUGUGCAUUGAGGCCGGACGCUUUCUCUAGAGAGCUUAUCUUUUUUUUGCUUCAUGGGGUUACACAACAGGGGUAACCCAUCCCCUUUCCCUUAACCCCCCAAACCCCUGGUGGCAGCGGGAUUUGAUCCCAGGUCUCUACUUCGACGAGUCAGAGAACCUACCAACUGAGUCUAGAGUGCUUCUACAACUCGCAAGGAGAUCUCAACUCAACAAAACGACUGUAUCAAACACGUCGUGGAUCUUGAUCGACGCUGGUUUAAGUAUUCUAACAAUUGCAGCUACGCCGGUGAAGGAAGGUUGGGCUUAMCCGCUUAUGAUCUGCUUGUGAAUUGUGAUCGUAAGGGGUUCACUCUCGAACACGAUGAAUAUUUUGAGAUCAGCGGUUGGAGAAGAGCGGAUUGAGAUUGUCUAUUAAUUAUUCAAUAUUCUUCUUCAGAAUAGCGAUUAGAAACAACAAAAACAUGAAUAUUCCAUCUCGUUUUCGAUCUUUACACCUUCAAGCCAAUCUUUUCAAAAGAACCCUAGUUUCCACCAUUGAUGCAUCAACUAGCCCAUUAGGACUCGAUCCUACUCUCAAAAGCUUCAUUUCGAACAAGGAAGGGUUGAAUGUUAAUAUAUCCAGGCUCUCUGACCUCAUAAGCAAACAACACUGGCGUCACCUAAGUAGUAUAGUUAGAGAAACAUGCCCUGAAAGKUGUCUGCAAUUUCUGUUCAAAUCCAAUGCCGAUGGAGAAACUGUUCUUGGGUACUUUCGGUGGUCAGAGAGAGAAUUUGGGGUCUCCUACAGUCUUGACUUCUUUUGCAGGCUCUUGCAUUURUUGGCAUCUGAAAAGAGUUAUAGCAAAGUUAGGUCUCAGCUGGAUGAUUUUGUUAAGAGGAAAAGAGACUCAGUUUCGUCGAUUUUUCAUGCAAUUUCGAUUUCAAGUGAUGGGUUUCUCUCGAAUUCAAUGAUUAUAGCUGAUAUGUUAGUCCUGGCUUAUGUGAAGAAUUUGAAGCCUGAUUUCGCUCUUGAGGCAUUUGAACGAGCUGGCGAUUACGGGUUUAGGUUGUCAAUUUUGUCGUGUAAUCCCUUGCUGAAUGCUUUGGUUAAGGAAAAUAGGAUUGGAGCUAUGGAGAGUGUGUUCAAGGAAAUAUUAAGGAGGAGGAUUGAACCAAAUUGCAUUACAUUCAAUACAGUUAUUAAUGGUCUUUGUAAGGUUGGGAAGUUGCAGAAGGCAGGGGAUCUGCUGGAGGACAUGAAGUCCUGGGGCUGUUCACCUUCGGUGAUUACCUACAAUACCCUCAUUGAUGGAUACUGCAAGAUGGGUAGAGUAAGCAAGAUGUACAAAGCGGAUGCCCUUUUGAAAGAAAUGCUAUUGAAUAAAAUCCAACCCAAUUUGGUUACUUUCAACAUUCUCAUUGAUGGGUACUGUAAGGAUGAGAAUCUACCUGCUGCAAUGAAAUUGUUUGAGGAAAUGCAGAGACAGGAUCUGAAACCAAAUAUUAUCACCUACAAUUCUCUCAUCAAUAGCCUUUGCAACAAGGGUGAACUUAACCAAGCUCUUCACUUGUGGGAUGAAAUGUUGGGUUUGAGUGUGAAGCCAAAUAUAGUUACUUAUAAUGUGCUAAUCAAUGGUUUUUGUAAGAAAAGGAUGAUGAAGGAGGCUAAAGCAUUGUUGGAUGAUAUUGAAGAGAAAGGCCUGUUUCCAAGUAUUAUAACGUUUAACACUUUGAUUGAUGCGUACUGUAAGGCUGGGAAAAUGGAGGAAGCCAUUGCCUUGCGUCGAAUGAUGUUAGAGCGAGGGAUCCAAGCUGAAGUUUCGACCUACAACUGUUUGAUAUCUGGUUUCUGUAAAGAUGGAAACAUGGAAGGGGCUGGGAAGCUUCUAGAUGAGAUGAGGGACAAGGGUGUUAGAGUUGAUCUUGUAACUUAUAAUAUUCUUAUUAGUGCAUUAUGCAAGGAUGGGGAAUCAAAGAAAGCAGUUAAGCUCUUGAAUGAGAUGGUUGAAAUGGGUUUGAGCCCUAGCCAUGUUACAUACAAUACAUUGAUGGAUGGGUUUUGUAGUGAGGGAAACCUGAGGGCAGCAUUGAAUAUGAGGUCAAGAAUGGAGAAGGAAGGAAAGCGGGCCAAUGUUGUGACAUAUAAUGUGUUGAUCAGAGGCCUCUGUCAAAAAGGUAAGUUGGAAGAAGCAAAUGACCUUCUUAAUGAGAUGUUAGAGAAGGGCUUAAUCCCAAAUCGCAUAACUUAUGAGAUUGUUAGAGGGGAAAUGGUGGAUAGUGGUUUUGUCCCUGACAUAGAUGGCCAUCUAUGCAGUGGUGCACAACAGAAUUAGUAGAGACAUGAUUAAUACAAAGAUAUGGGGCUUUGUCUGAAAACAUUGAUUA
Nelumbo nucifera (sacred lotus) is the source of this 2366-nucleotide messenger RNA. RefSeq names its product Pentatricopeptide repeat (PPR-like) superfamily protein. Gene Ontology annotation, molecular function: protein binding. The record is from RefSeq and is a predicted model, not a curated record. NCBI's taxonomy places the organism in Eukaryota, Viridiplantae, Streptophyta, Magnoliopsida, Proteales, Nelumbonaceae.